Lepisosteus oculatus (spotted gar) is the source of this 2563-nucleotide messenger RNA. It is a transcript of the gene dhrs3b, whose product is annotated as dehydrogenase/reductase (SDR family) member 3b. Gene Ontology annotation, biological process: regulation of retinoic acid receptor signaling pathway; retinoid metabolic process. NCBI's taxonomy places the organism in Eukaryota, Metazoa, Chordata, Actinopteri, Semionotiformes, Lepisosteidae. Gene Ontology annotation, molecular function: all-trans-retinol dehydrogenase (NAD+) activity. The record is from RefSeq and is a predicted model, not a curated record. Gene Ontology annotation, cellular component: lipid droplet.
UUUUUUUUUUCUCUCCUUCAGACGAAGUGACUCGCUCAGCGCUGGUAUUUCACGAAAGGGAUAUUGCCAAGCAUUUGUCAGAAACGCUGCAAUUUCGUCGUGAGAGUUAUUUCAAAUAAGGUGGGGGGUGAUUUUACUUCGAGGUGGCCAACCCGCAGAGCCUUAAAAAUAUUCAUCACUGAACUCUAGCACCCGAAGUAAGGGGUGCCUGCACUUAAAUACGAGUAGCUGCUUCGCUUUUGGGGGUGGGGAAACGGAGAGACUUAAACAGCCACUCACAGACAACACAGUAGUGAAAUAUUCCCGAACACUUAAACUGUCAAUCAGGAUUAAUGGUCUAUAAAAACUCCCAUCAGAUCCAAGUCUUCCAGACACUGAGGGAAUGGAAAAGGACUACUGAGUAGCAACCUAGUGAGUGGUGAUAAUGUCUUCAGGAUAAACACCCUGCACCCGGCAUCGCUUUCAGCCACAGCUGAGCUCCUACGCAGCGCGAAUACCAGGGACGUUCGCUAUUUUUGCAUAUUAUUUUAAAAUAACAUAUAUGACCAGUAUAUUGACGGUCGGUUUUUAAUUGCUUGAGAUUGUGGGCACACAUGCUUAAACGAAAGGCGAUAGCCUACGUUGGUGCGUAACCAAAGUGACACCGGGCAGCCGAGUUUGCCUUAACUUGACACGGGGCAAAGUUUAUGUCACUCGCUGAGUUUGGAAGCGACUCUCAAGCGCAGCAAUGGAUUUCUCGCGGCUGCUCCAAUGAGUUCGAUUCUGAAGAUAAAAUCGAUUUUUUUAAGGCUUUAACAUCGCUUGAAAACUAAACUUCGCGGCUUUGUGAUGAAAUCCCUUCUGUGCCAUUUAAAAUAAUAGAAGACGCAAGCGCCUGUGCACGGGGGAGAGCGAGUUUUAUAGCCAGCAGCUGCCUCGUUUAAACUUGCUGAAAUCGGGGCUCCUUUCCGUUUAUUUUUAUUUUUUUGAGGAGCUCCCCAUCUUCUCCCCGACCUCACUGUUUACCCGCGACCGAAAGGGGGGGGAAAAUGGAUUGGAAGGCUUUGGGAUCCGCAAUACUCUUCCCAAUCCAGAUGGUGUACUUUAUAAUAAAGGCAAGCCUGUCUGUGAUCCUGCCGACCAGACUCAGAGAUCUGAGCGGAGAGGUGGUGCUGAUCACCGGCGGGGGACGAGGCAUCGGCCGUCACCUGGCUAAGGAGUUUGCGAAGCAGGGGGCCAAGAAGGUGAUCCUGUGGGGCCGUACGGAGAAAUGCCUGAAGGAAACGAGUGAGGAGAUUGCGCUCCUGGGAAAAGAGUGCCACUACUUCGUGUGUGAUGUGGGCAACAGGGAAGAGGUGUACAAGCAGGCCAAGGUGGUGCGAGAAAAAGUGGGCGAUGUUACCAUUCUUGUGAACAAUGCUGCUGUGGUUCAUGGGAAACGCCUCAUAGACAGUGAUGACGAUGCCCUGCUGAAAACACAGCACAUCAACACACUGGGACAGUUCUGGACGGCCAAGGCGUUCCUGCCGCGGAUGCUGGAGCUGCAGAACGGCCACGUGGUGUGCAUUAACUCGGUCCUGUCGCUCUCCUCCAUCCCUGGGGCCAUCGACUACUGCACUUCUAAGGCCUCCUCCUUCGCCUUCAUGGAGAGCUUAAUGCUGGGGCUGCUGGACUGUCCAGGGGUCAGCACGACCACUGUGCUGCCUUUCCACACCAACACCGAGAUGUUCCAGGGCAUGAGAGUCAGAUUCCCAAAUCUGUUCCCUCCUCUAAAGCCAGAGACUGUGGCCAGGCGCACUGUGGAGGCUGUCAGGACAAACACUGCCAUUCUCUAUCUGCCCUGGACGAUGCACGCCCUUGUCAUACUCAAAAGCUUUAUUCCACAGCAAGCACUUGAAGAAAUUCACAGGUUCUCAGGCAGCUACACCUGCAUGAACACUUUCAAAGGCCGGACAUAGGAGGUAGAAAAAGCCAAGAAUUGGAACAAUGUGAAGACAUUAACAUACGGAAAUCCACUCUUAAUGGACAAGGAAACGUUGGGCACCUUGAUUACUGUUAAAGUGAAAAGCUCAAGAUGGUGGACAAUGAGAAAAAUCUGGACUUGCAGAGGCUUUUCUCUGGAAUGGCUACGUGUCCUGAGGCAGUAUCUGUAUGCUUGGUGACAAUUAUCUUUAGAUGCUACUACAGGUCAAUGUCUUUUUUAAAAAAAAAUACCUGAUUGAUUUUAUUUUCUGGACUUUACCCCCAGAAAAGACCCUCAAUGUUUUUCCAGGCACUGUUGAAGUUUUUGGGUUGUGGAACCAGUGACUGAACAUGGAAUUAAUAUAGAAACUGAAAAGCAGGCAUCUAUGCUGACUUUGUGCUAACAAGAACUCUGCCCACUCAGAAAUCAGUGGGUUGUAUACAUGGACUGUUUUUUUUUAAAGUAGAUUUGUGCUUUUUGUUUUAAUUUGCUUUCUGAUUUAUUGCAGGGCAGCCCUGUAAAGCACAUUGUUUAAAUUUGCUCAUUUUGUUUUUAAUUAGGUAAGCUCAACAUGUGUUGUAUGUCUAAAUUAAAUAAUAAAAAAGUUUUUAAAAAGUUGAA